GGGAAACAUGCUGCGAUACCUUGACGUUUACUUACUCAGUCGCAAAUUGACGCGUCUCAGGUGUACGUCCAAGUGUUUAGUACCAGGUGUCAGAAAGUCUCACCCAAUCGGCGGCGAUCGAGUCAGCGAAAUCAUCUCAUUGAUAAGACAAUCGACUGUUUUCAGCACUUGCCGACAUCUCAUCUUAUUUUACAGAUUUUUUGUAUUGAGAACACAUCCUUUGAGCAACAUGGUUGGAGUGACACAGAAACCUUGGACACCUACGAAAAGACGAGGUCCGAUUGCCGCCGAAUAUAGCAGCCCAGGGCCAGCCUGUGUAACUUUACCGCCGCUAAUCGGAAAAACAGUUCCAGAUUCUAAACGGGAAAGGGCACCAGCAUUUUCCUUUGGCAGCAGGCACACGAUGAAUAAUAAUAGCCCUGGACCUGGCCCUGGACAAUACAAUAUUUCCGGACUUAGUGCGAAAGGAAAGGAUGCCGCACCCGCCUUGUCGCUACAUGGCCGAACGAAAUCGACGAAACCGGAAAUUACACCGGCACCGGGCGAUUACGAUCCGCAAAAGGCGCAAAAAUUAAUUCUGGAUAGUUCGCCAAAAUACUCCUUUGGUGUUAAGACGCAACUCGAGAAAAUUAGCUGCACACCCGCAUUGACCGACUAUCGCACUGAAAUUGUAAAUCUCUACUGCAAAGUAGCAGCAGCGUUCAGUUUUGGUGUAAAAGCUGUGUCGGAAAAACCGAGUGAUAUUCCUGCUCCAGGUAUUUAUCAUCCCGAGAAAACGAGGCUGGACACUAUGCCGCAGUUCACGUUCGGACUUAGAACAUCGCUCGAUAAACCGAGCGAUACGCCAGCACCCGGAACGUACAGUCCGGAGAAAGUGCACCUGGAGAAGGGUCCGCAGUACAGUUUGACUGGUAAAGGCCGAAUCGAGAAAUGUAACGAAACACCAGCACCAGGCGCGUAUUGUCCCGAAAAGGUGAGGCUGGAUCCGUCACCACAGUUCAGUUUCGGACUAAGGCCUGCUGUGGAGAAGCCGAGUGAUACACCGGCACCCGGUACUUACAGUCCCGAAAAGGUCAAUCUGAAUCGAGGACCUCAAUACAGCUUGAGUGGAAAGGGACUUAUCGAAAAACCCGCCGACACACCAGCGCCUGGAACAUACAGUCCCGAGAAAGUUAAAUUGGAUACUACGCCGCAAUACAGUUUCGGAAUUAGGCCUUCUCUUGAGAAACAUAGUGAUACUCCAGCACCGGGUACUUACAGUCCGGAAAAGGUAAAUUUAGAUAGGGGGCCGCAAUACAGUUUGAUUGGCAGAGGAUCUGUCGAGAAGCCUGCGGAUACACCAGCGCCCGGCGCAUAUUCCCCUGAGAAAGUCAGAUUGGAUAAUACACCGAGAUACAGUUUCGGAAUUAGACACGCUCCAGACAAAGCCAGCGAUACGCCAGCGCCGGGUACUUAUAGUCCAGAAAAGGUAAAUUUAGAUAAAGGGCCGCAGUACAGUUUGACGGGCAAAGGACCCACCGAAAAACUCGCAGAUACACCAGCACCUGGUACAUAUUCACCCGAGAAAGUAAAAUUAGAUAACACGCCGCAAUACAGUUUCGGUCUUAGACCUCUCCUGGACAAGCCUAGCGAUACACCAGCACCUGGAACUUAUAGUCCAGAAAAAGUGAAUUUGGAUAAAGGACCGCAGUACAGCUUGACCGGCAAACGGUCUGUCGAGAAACCUGCCGACACACCAGCACCUGGCGCAUACUCACCUGAGAAGGUGAAAUUGGACACCACACCAAAGUACAGCUUCGGACUUAGAACGUCUCUCGAUAAACCCAGUGAUACGCCAGCGCCUGGUACUUAUAGUCCAGAGAAAGUAAAUUUGGACAAAGGACCGCAGUAUAGUUUGACUGGCAAAGGAACCGCACCGAAACCUGAUGACAUUCCCGCGCCUGGCACGUACAGUCCCGAGAAAGUAAAUUUGGACAAGGGACCGCAGUACAGUUUGACCGGAAGAGGAACACCGGGAAAAUUGAAUGACAAUCCAGGCCCCGCUGAUUACAAACCAGAGAAAGCUCUAAAUCUGGAACAUAAACCUUAUUACAGUUUUGGUAAUAGGAAACCUUUGGAUAAACCUAGAGAUACACCAGGCCCUGCCGAUUAUACUCCGGAGAAAGUUCUAAAUCUGGAACAUAAAUAUUAUUUCAGUUUCGGUAGUAGAAAACCUCUCCAUAAGCCUCGCGAUACACCAGGCCCUGGUAGUUACAAUCCGGAAAAAGUUCAACAUUUGGAACAUAAACCUUAUUUCAGUUUUGGUAAUAGGACGCCCUUGCAUAAAUCUAGCGAUACACCAGCUCCCGGUACGUACAGUCCCGAGAAAGUAAACAUAUCUAAGUCGCCGCAAUACAGCUUCGGCGUUAAAACCGAAAUCCACGAGAAGGAUACUAUACCAGGUCCUGGCGAGUAUAGUCCGGAAAAAGCAAUGCUUUUGUUGGAGAAAGCAUUGCAAUUUACUUUUGGCCUCAGACCGCCCAUGAGUAGGCCAGAUGACGUCCCAGCGCCUAACAUCUAUAACAUCCCUUCCGCCCUCGGUACAACCAAGGAAGGUAACAAGAAAGCAGCGCCCGCUUAUUCGAUAUCCGGUAGGCAAAAGGUUUUUACGGACGAUCGCGUUCUCGUACCCGGGCCAGGUGCAUAUGAAACCAUCAGACCGGAUGCAAUCAGACCGAAAAGUCCGGCAUAUAGUAUAAGCGCUCGUUUUCCAUUGCCCGACGACCAUUCGCAGAUCCCAGGACCCGGAGCGCAUUGUCCGGAAAAGGUGCUUCUCGACAUUCCUCCUGCGCAUACAUUUGGCAUCAAGCACUCGGCAUAUAUUUGUAAUUUGAAGGAUACAGUUUAUUAAUUUCAUCAAUUAGUGACAACUACACACGCACAUAAUAAUUUAUCGAUUAAGACAUGCUCUCUUGCUUUUUUUAAUCUUACAUUAUUUAGUCAGGUCCUUGCUUUUUUCUUUUAUUUUUUUAUUUGAUUACUUUAUUUUAUUAAUUAUUACUAAUUUCAUAUAAAAGAUAUUAGUAAAGAAUGGAUAAAAUCAAAGUUUGUU
This is a messenger RNA of Cataglyphis hispanica, 3091 nucleotides long. RefSeq names its product mucin-1-like. Gene Ontology annotation, cellular component: cytoskeleton. NCBI's taxonomy places the organism in Eukaryota, Metazoa, Arthropoda, Insecta, Hymenoptera, Formicidae. The record is from RefSeq and is a predicted model, not a curated record. The transcript is spliced from 26 exons. Bases 8 to 2890 code for a protein of 960 amino acids.